Messenger RNA from Hippocampus zosterae (dwarf seahorse), 12542 nucleotides. RefSeq names its product insulin receptor b (gene insrb). Gene Ontology annotation, biological process: glucose homeostasis; positive regulation of MAPK cascade; multicellular organism development. The transcript is spliced from 23 exons. The record is from RefSeq and is a predicted model, not a curated record. Lineage: Eukaryota; Metazoa; Chordata; Actinopteri; Syngnathiformes; Syngnathidae. Gene Ontology annotation, molecular function: insulin receptor substrate binding; ATP binding; phosphatidylinositol 3-kinase binding. Gene Ontology annotation, cellular component: insulin receptor complex; membrane; axon. The coding region runs from base 986 to 5092 and encodes 1368 amino acids.
GGUGAGUGGGCAGGAGUUGUUUACUGGGCGAAAGACUCCUCGCGCAAGGAGACACGGAAAGAGGGGCAACCUGACGCAGAGAACGUAGCACACAGCCACUAACGUGAACUUUUUACACUUAAACCGUCUUUUUUUCCUAAACGAUUUUUCUUUUCCGUAGAUCAUUUUGUCUGUGACCAAUAUUGGAGACGAGACGCGCGUUCGACGUGUGUGUGUUUUCUAUUUCAACUCCGCGCCGACGCGGAAAGCUGGUUUGUUUUGGAUUAGCUAGCUAGCUUUAGCUACAGCCCUCCUCGUUGUCGUCGUUGCCGUCCUCCUCCUCCCUCCUUCCUUCCUUCCAUCAGCUAAUCUGAGGAAAAGAAACGGGCAGUGUGGUAUCACUUUUUUCUCCACUUCAGGCGAACGUAACCGUCAUUUUUCGCCCAAGUGGAACUAAAGACAAAUAGCUACAGCGUUUUCAAUUUUUGGAGAGCCCGCACCCCCCCCCCCCCCUCCCAGCGCCGUUUUGGACGUUUUCUCGGUGUUGGGUGCUGCUGCCUUGGUGGAGGUGGAGGUGAAGGAGUUCACGGGAUGGUCGCAGCUCCAAAACCAGGCACGUUUUUCCUGCCCAAAGCGAGUGUGAUCUCGCUGGAAAAUGCUCUUUACGCCCCUGAAGAUAUUGAUCUUCAAAUAUUUUAUUUUCCCAGUUUCCUGCGAUUAAUAGAUUAAAUGUUCACGGUUGAAUAGAAUUAGUACGAUUUUGUCAAGAACACACGACCGUGGACUGUCGCUUUUACCUAUGGAAAAUGAACAUUUUGACACAAACGUGUGUCACCAGGAACGAAGACCAACGUUUUUAGGGAACACGUCCCGAACUCGGGCCUCGGGGGUACCCGUUUAUUAUCGAGCCGAGGGGAGGGGGGCACCCCUUGAAUAAAGUGAGCGGUUAACAAACACUUUUAGGGGUUGUCCACAUCAGAGUGUUUUUACGUGUCCUCGAGUCAAAAUGAGGCGGUGGACGCUUGAACUCGGAGCACAACUUGUACUUUGGAUCGUUUUCAUCAUAUGCCAGCAUGGACUCACUAACGGAGAAAUUUGUCAGAGCAAAGACAUCCGCAACAAUGUGACCAACCUCCAAUCGCUGGAGAACUGCACCAUCAUCGAGGGCCACCUAAAGAUCCUGCUCAUGUUCAAGACUAAAACCGAGGACUUUCGGGGUCUCAGCUUCCCCAAGCUGCAGGUGGUGACCGACUACAUGCUGCUCUUCCGCGUCUACGGCCUCGAUUCCCUCACCGAUCUCUUCCCGAACCUGACCGUGAUUCGCGGCAACAACCUCUUCUUCAACUACGCCCUUGUCAUUUACGAGAUGCUGCAACUGAAGGAGGUGGGCCUUCACAGCCUCAUGAAUAUCACCAGGGGGGCUGUGAGGAUUGAGAAGAACCCAGAUCUUUGCUACCUGGCCACUCUGGACUGGUCCAAGAUCUUGGACUCGGUGGAAGACAACUACAUUGUGGAGAACAAGAAUGACCGGGAGUGCGGAGACGUGUGCCCCGGCACGGCCCAAGGUCAGACCGUCUGCCCCCAGAACACCAUCAACGGGCACUUCAGGGGAAGAUGCUGGUCCCAGAACCACUGCCAGAGAAUGUGCCUGGACCGCUGUAAGCAUGGCGCAUGUAACCUCCGGGGCCAAUGCUGCCACGACCAGUGCUUGGGCAGCUGCUCGGAGCCAGGCAACGCCAGCAGCUGUGUGGCCUGCAGGAACCUGCAGCAUGCCAACACCUGUGUGGAGAAGUGCCCCGCUGGAUACUACGUCUUCCGGGGAUGGCGCUGCGUUAGCUUCUCCUUCUGUCAGGCACUCCACAACCAGUGUAAGGAGACCAAGAGACUGAACCAGGGCCGGGAGUCUGGUUGCCAUGAAUACGUCAUCCACAACGGCGCCUGCAUUCCUGAGUGUCCUUCUGGAUACACCACUAUAAACUCCUCCAUGUUGACGUGCUCGCCGUGCGCAGGUCUCUGUCCCAAGCUUUGCGUGGGGAAUAAAACCAUUGACUCGGUCACCUCGGCCCAGGCGUUGAGAGGUUGCACCGUUCUCCACGGCAACAUGAUCAUCAAGAUUCGAGGCGGGAAUAACAUAGCUGCUGAGCUGGAGGCUAGUUUGGGUCAGAUUGAGGAGAUCACAGGCUACCUGACGGUUCGCAGAGCCUACGCCCUCGUGUCCCUCUCAUUCCUCCGUAAACUGCGCAUCAUCAGGGGGGAGCAUCUUGAGGGAGACAUCUAUUCCUUCUAUGCACUGGACAACCAGAAUCUGCGUGAGCUGUGGGACUGGUCCAAGCACAACCUGACCAUCCAGCGUGGCCGCACCUUCUUCCACUAUAACUCUAAACUGUGCAUGUCUGAAAUCAGCAAAAUGGAGCGGGUGACGGGCACCAUCAAGCGCAACCAAAAGAAUGACAUUGCCGGGCGCACCAACGGAGACCAAGCCUCCUGUGAAACCAAGCUGCUGAAAUUCACAUUCAUCAAGGCGGCGUCAAACAAGAUUUUAGUGAAGUGGGAGCCUUUUUGGCCGUUAGAUUUCAGAGACUUGCUGGGGUUCAUGGUUCUCUACAAAGAAGCGCCGUACAAGAACGUGACCGAGUUUGAUGGGCAGGAUGCGUGCGGUUCAAACAGUUGGGUGAUCGCCGACGUUGACCCACCGGCACGUGUUACCGACAACAAGGAGCAGAAUGAACCGGGCCAUUUGAUCCGACCCCUGAAGCCGUGGACUCAGUACGCCAUCAUGGUCAAAACCCAGCUGUCCGCGUCUGACGAGAAUCAGGUUCACGGGGCCAAGAGUGAGAUCAUCUAUGUCCGCACCGAUGCUUCCAAGCCCUCAGUGCCUCUUGAUCCCAUCUCUUCCUCCAACUCCUCCUCUCAAAUCAUCCUCAAGUGGAAGCCCCCCACCAAUCCCAACGGCAACAUCACCCACUACCGGGUUGUCUGCCGCAAGCAACCCGAGGACAGUGACCUCUACAAGUUUGACUACUGCCUGCAAGGAAUGAAGCUGCCAUCGCGGACCCCGACCCACCUGGAUAGCGAUGACGAGCAGAAGUGGAACCACACAGACGAGCCGAACAUUGGGGGCAAGUGUUGCGCCUGUCCCAAGACGGACGUUCAGCUCAAGAAGGAGCAGGAGGAGAUUGAGUACCGCAAGACCUUUGAGAACUACCUGCACAAUGAAGUCUUUGAGAGCAGACCUUCGCGUCGGCGACGUUCAGUGGGAGUGGCCAACGCCACCGAAAUGCCUUUCCUUCUUCCUACAGUCCCCAGCGUUCAUAACGGUUCUACCAAAGCCACGCCCAAAGAGGAGGAUGAGGAGGGAGCUAAGGUUGAACUAAAAGUCUUCUCAAAAGAAUCAACUGUCAUCUCCAACCUGCAACACUUUACCAGUUAUAAGAUUGAGAUUAUGGCCUGCAACCAUCCCACAGACCUCAAGCGCUGCAGCAUGGCGACUUAUAUCAGUGCUCGGACUAUGCCGGAAGAGAAAGCAGAUGACAUCCCAAGCCAGGUGACCCAUGAGUUAAUGAACGGCGAGCCUGCAUCCGUGUUCAUUAAGUGGAAGGCACCCGUCUCUCCAAAUGGUCUCAUCAUCCUCUAUGAGGUCUUCUACAGGAAAGUUGGUGAGACUGAGGUCCACACAGCUUGUGUUUCUCGGCCUGCGUACCUCAAGUCUGGCGGCACCAAGCUGUCGCUCGUACACCCCGGGAACUACAGCGUGAGGAUCCGCGCCACCUCCUUGGCAGGAAACGGCUCUUUCACAGAAACCACCUACUUCGUCAUGCCCAACAAGGAUCCCGGUAUAGUUGGCGUUGUCAUUGGCCCAGUCAUCUGCUUCAUCCUGCUGUUGAUCGUGGGGGGUGCCGUCUUUGUGGUCUUCAAGAAAAAGCAGACAGAGGGCCCAACUGGACCUCUCAUUGCCUCCUCAAACCCAGAGUAUCUCAGUGCCAAUGACGUUUAUGUUCCUGACGAAUGGGAAGUGCCACGGGAAAAGAUCACGGUGCUCGGGGAACUGGGCCAGGGCUCCUUCGGCAUGGUGUACGAAGGAAUCGCCAAGGACAUUGUCAAAGGUGACCCGGACACCCGCGUGGCCGUCAAGACGGUCAACGAAUCGGCCAGCCUGCGAGAGAGGAUCGAGUUCCUCAACGAGGCCUCCGUCAUGAAGGCCUUCAGCUGUCACCAUGUGGUACGCCUCUUAGGUGUUGUGUCCAAGGGUCAACCCACCCUUGUGGUGAUGGAGCUAAUGACGCACGGUGACCUAAAGAGUUACCUGCGAAGCCUGAGGCCAGACUCCGAGAACAACCCAACCGGCCGUCCUCCACCUACCCUGAAGGAGAUGAUCCAGAUGGCUGCGGAAAUCGCAGAUGGCAUGGCCUACCUCAACGCCAAGAAGUUUGUGCACAGAGACCUGGCAGCCAGAAACUGCAUGGUAGCAGAGGACUUCACUGUCAAGAUUGGAGACUUUGGUAUGACACGAGACAUCUAUGAGACUGACUACUACCGUAAAGGAGGGAAGGGCCUGCUUCCUGUCAGGUGGAUGGCUCCGGAGUCUCUGAAGGACGGAGUCUUCACUGCCCACUCUGACUGCUGGUCGUUCGGCGUCGUGCUUUGGGAGAUCAGCACACUAGCAGAGCAGCCUUACCAGGGCCUGUCCAAUGAGCAGGUUCUCAAAUUUGUCAUGGACGGAGGAUACCUGGACCGCCCGGACAACUGUCCCGAGAGGAUGCACAACUUAAUGCAGAUGUGCUGGCAGUACAAUCCCAAAAUGCGGCCGAUGUUCCACGAGAUCAUCGAAAUGCUGCGGGACGACCUGCACCCGUCUUUCCAGGAGGUCUCCUUCUUCUACAGCGAGGAGAACAAGGUCCCCGAGACCGAGGAGUUUGACUUGGACCUGGACAACAUGGAGAGCAUCCCCCUGGACCCGUCCUCUUACUCUCAGAGAGAGGAGAGCUUAAACAGAGACGGCGGGCCCUCUGUGGCCCUGAGGGGGAACUAUGAGGAGCACGUCCCCUAUACACACAUGAACGGUGGCAAGAAAAACGGACGAAUCUUAUCGUUGCCCAGACCCAGCCCUUCCUAACGUUUCCUGUUGUCCGGAAAGAACUUGUUGAACUGGCCCAACCUCAACCUUCCUUCUCUUCUCCAGCAGCCCUCUCGGAAUCCUUCAGAAUCCUCCCAAUGUGUUUUUUUUCUUUUAUCCUUGGAGAAGACCUUCUCAACAUACACACACAGAUCUCAGGAUUUUUACUUUUUCUUCCUCAUGACUGCCAAACACAGGCUAGCAAGGGAUGCAAACAGCACAUGGGUCUUUCUGCUAUCAUCCUUUUGGUUUCUUGUUCUCCCCACGUUUCCAAGGACGCAUUUUGUUGGAAACGGUUGAGGGAAACACACACACACGUACACACAAAAAAACCAACUGUGAACACGAGGAACCUUAGACAACCACAAGGCUGCUUCUUAUGCUCGACCUCUUAAAAAACGUGGCUCUCCCUUCUUCUCCAGACUCAGUCUUUUUACUCAGAUAGUGGCCUUUGGAUAUGUGGCCUAUACAUGAAGAGAAGUGUCUCUCUCUGCGCUCGUGUUUGUUCCCGACGAUUACAUUUCAGUUUGGAAACGGUGAGAUGAGUUGAUCAUAGAACAAACGUCUAAUCCUAGAGGAACGUUGGGUCUUUUGCUUUUGUUUUGCUUGUUUUGUUUGUUUGUUUUCCUUCUUCCUUCUGGUUCUGCAGAAUUCCAAAAUGACACACAUAUUCAUCGGGUGAAUAGUUUUAAUUUAUUUGCUUUUAUCAUUGUUUUCUCUCUUUUCUGUGUCCUCACUUAUAUAGCUGAAGGAUAUUUAAACAGUUAAGAGUUGGACAAAGGAGUUCCUCAGACUGACCAAUAGCUGCUGCUUUGAUAUAUUUUACUAGAUAUAGAAAUAUAUGAAUUUAUAUAAUAUAUAGUAUAUAUGGAAUAUUGGUAUGAAGGUACCAACAUUUUAUAUAUAUAAUAUAUGAUAUUGAUGUUUUUUGUACAUAGUUCAUAUUUGUAAUAUUUUUCAUCCAAAGCUUUGUUAGUAUCUAGAUUUUUAUUUUUUGCCAAUGUUUUUCCUUGAAAUGUUUUUAUUUUUAUAGCCCCAGAUAUCCCACUAAUCCGCCAUUAGUGCUCUCUCCUCUCGUAUUGUGACCACCUGGACGGGAAAUAACUUCAACCCACUGAAUCAUUUCUCCUUUUGUUCUUCUUGUUGUUAUUAAGCCCCCGUCGGACCCUCUGUCUGUAUGAAGAGGAGACUUUUUUUUAAGGCGAUAACUAAAACCAUCAGAAAAAAGCUUUAGGAAAAAAAAAGGACGGAAGAGGUCACGUGACGAUUGAUCACAUUUUGCUCCGAGGGUGGCCCAAUGAAUGUACUUCUUUUUUUUUUUUUUUUUUAUGAUGGCAACACUAGUUCCUGUAUUAGUUGGAAGGUUCCGAGUAUCCUCAAGUUGGGUUGGCCUGUGUGAUCUUUAUGUCCACUUUGGCAAAAUUUGUCAGAAUCUACAAAACUGGCCUAAUCUCCAGUGAGAAGAAAAGUGCGACUUUCUCCUUUGUCUCCUUGUUAGGUUUGCCUCUGCAUGUUUCUCCUACUUUCCAUGCUUCCCCCAACCCUGCUUUGUUCCACUCCCACCUUCCACGCAAUGGCUACAAAGUUCCAGCAGGUGGAGGAGACAGACGAUCUUUUUGAGUUGAGGGCAUGUGAGCGCGCCAAUUAUUAUAUUUGUAUCCUCCAAGGAUACAUUUCAUUGUUUGUUUGUUGUUUUUUUUUUCCAGUUUGUGUUUUUGCGAUUGCAACAGCACUUGAGAUCUAAAUGCUGGCUAAAAAUUGGAUCUCCGUUUUUUUGUUCACUGAAUGAAGCUGUAAUUGAGCAACUUCCCCACUAUGCCCCAAUAUCCACAAGGAGCACUUAAGAAAAUCCCAAAGAUAUCCCGUAGUAUGCAUUGUGGUUGUCUACGGCUUCCUUUUCAACUGCACGGGCUCCCGACUGAUGCUUCUCGAGCGCCGGUAGUGUGAAUCACCGCUGCUUGCUCACUGGUUGAGGAUUUUGGAGGGUUUGAUGAUACAUGUCAGUGUUAACAUCCGCUUACCCCGUUGCAGUGCCUUAGCAAUGGACGCUGCGCGAUUGUACUCCACCCUUUCCAUUUUGCAGCAGCGUGCCCUCCGUCGUCUUUGGGGAAAAAAGGGAGGAAGUGAAAAGGGACACUCCUUCCGCUUGGUCUGACUGAGGUUAUUUUGCUUAUUUGUUGCAGUAGAAAUCCAAACGGGGCCGAGUAGAGCCGGACAGUGGAAUUGCGUUGCGGGUCCACUCGGGUCUGACUUUGUGGGAUUUAGUUGCCGCAAUUUACUCCUAUUCUUUCUCCUGCUUGCUGCCUCUGCUCAACACUCAACCUUGCUUCGUUUUAUCACAACAUCAUUUUAAAGGAGCAUUAUCGCUCUUAAUGAAUUCACCCAUAUCAGUCAAUGAGUGUGCAACCCGACAAUUACGGCCACCAAUCGGGUCCUGUAGCGUUCAGAAGCUUGUCAGAAUCUUUCAGAAGCCCUUCUGCUUUAUACCAGUGCCUUCUCCAAAGUAGGAGUUGCAAAGCAUUAGUGGGGUCGUGCGAGGAGGUAGAGCUUUGAUAAAUCUUGGGCUCUUGUAAAUGAUAUGUGAUGUAGUUCAGUUAAAAAGGAUUUGAUGCAUGAUAGAAACAUGGUGGACUUGAGCUGCGUCACGCUAACGGUGUUUCCUAACCUUUAUUGAGACAAAUUAACAUUAGAAAAGGCUCACCAAACGUAAAUGUGACUCAAGUAUAUCCUGUAUCCCGAAAAGAUUAUAAUUCUGGUUCGGUUGACUCAAAAAUGGACUGACUCAGUGUGGGCCUGUACACACAAAGCUAUUCUGUCGUAUGAAUGGCAACAGGGGGAUUCACGGGUUGCGGAUAUCUCACCUGUGCCAUCUAGUGGAAGAACAUUGAAUUGUUCUGCCUGUCACUGUACAUCGCUGGCAUAGAGCAGAAGCACGAUAGAUCAUCGCUAAUUAAAACCAAAAAAAAAAAACAUUUUCAGACCAGUAAAGUGAAAUUGGGUGAGUGGCAUGACACAAGGGUUGGGAAUCACUGCAGCAACAUUUGAUAUAGUACAUAACACAGAACCGUUUGGCUUUACAAGAACUUUCAAGUCACUGUGAACGCAAGCGGCUCCGAGUUUCGUAGUAUGUCGUAUGAAAGGUGAACAGAACUCUUGGACACCUCUUGUGGCAUAUGCAAUUCCUCAUCAAGAUGGUGCCCGAACUUGUAGAUAUUUAUUUUGUUACGAUCAUGAGCAAAGCGGUUAGCAACCAUUUGGAGCAUUAAAAAAAAAAAAAGAAUUGAAAAAAUUGGUGGGUGUGUGAGGGUGAAGCGAUCCGGGAGUCCCGUUUGUUGUCGUUGAGGAAUGCCUGCGCGUUGUUUAACGUCGUUGUCGUCGUCGUUGUCGUCCUUGUUGUCUCUCGUCUUGGCCGAAGUCUACCUGAGUGCACGCAGAGGCGAGCGUGACAUGCAAUCUUUUCAAACAUCGCUCACAUGAGUGGCCUCCUUCUACCUUACACACAUUUUGAUGAAUUUUCCAUUAAAUGGUUGAUGACAUUCCCCCAUUUUUGUUUUUAAGCUAAUGUUGCACUGGAGCUCCCUCAAAAUAUACUUUUCCCAAGUAAGCCUAAUCGCGUGUGCUCAUUGACACUAAAUGGACCAAAGUAUUGGGACAUUAAAACAGCGGAAAUGAAAUCAUUUCAAGGUAGUCCCUGCCCUUUUGCGACAAAAACAGGAUUUUGUGUUUAGUCUGAGGGAAUAUUUUGUUUUUGGACCAUUGUGAGACCAUACGAAAUUCUUUCACUCAACCAUGAACCUUGCUUACUCCAUUGGUGCAGAAGAAAAGGGGGGUGCGGGGGCAUCUCAGUAGCUUGUCCCAAGACUUUCGUUCAUCGGGUGUCAAUGCCUCUGGUUUUCUUGUCCUUUGUGUUCCAAGUCUUCUACUGUGAAUAUCAAGAGAAUAACAAGAACGAUGUGCGGAUUGGGUGUGUAGGGGUGAUCGGGACAGGCUGGGUUGAAAGAAGAAGAGGAGGAGGAAAAGCAGGCAAGCCAACCGCCCCCCCCCCCCCCCCCCCCCCCAAACAAACAUUCUCCCAUUUGGGUUGGACAAAGCAAGACUGGGACAAUCCUGUGUGCCAUACAAACUCAAACCAGAUGUAGAAAAUCUCGAUUGUAACCUUUUUUUGUAGUCUCAGGGAGGCGGCCUGAUACUCGGAGGAGGAUGAAGAGAUACACCUUAGCUACCUUUUAUAUCAGUCGUGACUGAACAGAAAGUUCUCAGCAUCCUUGCCGAAAAGGACGCGCAAAGCCCACCCUCCUCAUCGAAUAUUCUCUUUUCACCAGGUUGACAUCCUGUCUGUUUUUGGAGACAAUCAGGAAAACCCUGCGCUCUUUCUGACGUCAAGCGGCUUGGACUGGCCCCUAGUGGCUGGAUGGGAGAAUUGCAAAGCAAACCCACCUACAAUAGUGCCUUGCUUUGAACCCACAGAACCCCUUUGGGCACACCUCCAAAUAUGAAACGAAGCCCAAUGAAAUCUGCUCUUUUAUGAAAUCUGUGCUACUCAAAUUGUUUAUUGAGAUCAAAUAUCCUUUGGGAUUAGUAUGACCGAUUUGUACCAAAAAAGAAACAAAUAGAACUUUUUUUUCUGCUCUAAGCUUGCUCCAUGUAUGGAAAGAGAAAAUGAUGUAUACCAGCCGAUAGCUUCUUUAAGAUAUACAAACACUCGUAGAAAAUAUGUAUGUCAGCACACGCAAUGUAGGGAUUCCCAUUGUUGCAGACCUACAUCCCAACAUUCAGAAAAAUAAGCUCAUUCAGUCGCUCUUAACUGUAAAUAGCAGUGGAUCCCCUCCUCUUUUGCCCGGAAACAUGAAAGCACUUGAUUUAGGGAAGUUUGCUUUGUUCAUGACCUGACCUUAAAAAAAAAAAAAAUCUUGCUCAUAUCUAUUGGGUUGCAAAGUCGUCGGCAAUUGACGUUACUUGGCAAGUUUAGCAAGCCCGUUGUUUGGAAAUAUUCACUCAGAAGUUUUUUCUGCGAGAAUUUAUGGGAAUUAGGGAGUGUGAUUUUAUUUUCAAGCUGUUUCCAAAGCAUGCUUUUAUAUAAUACUUUGAAACUGUAAUAAUUUGUGUAAUAUUUUUGUGUCACUAUUGAUUUAUUGGCUGGUAAAAACUAUCAUAGAUUAAAUGUACAUAAAUUAUUAAUGUAUUUUCAAACCUCUUAAUUUAAAAUCAGAUUAGUAGCAAUUCAAAUACGGUGUUGCCUCGCUGCUUUGCAGAUUGGUUAUUGUAGAUUCACUCUAUUGGGGAUUUUGAUUUGUGACCAUAACUUAAUGCUUUGCCGUUUUACCUCACUAUUUUGGCACAUUUUCUUGCUGUUUUCUUCUUUCUACGUCGGACUAGUCAAAAAUGUAUUUUGUUCGGGGGUUGGGGGGAUGAAUUUGUUUGAACAAAAAUCGAGACCAUGAAAAAAAUCUGCUUGACCCCUAAAGGGUAUUUAUAUAAGGAUGAGAAUCACUUACUGGGAGGGGCUUGGAACGUAUCACCUGCAAAAAGUGAGGGAACGUGUAUACACACAAACACAUAUGUUAGGGUUGUGUGUUUCUCCAACAAACGUAAGUCAACACAUAUCCUCGAUACAUGAGGUCUGAUUUGAUUCACCGGGAUUCAAAUUCUCCAUCGUAUGGCUCAGUUUGUGAGGGUAUGAUGCACUGAGUUUCUUGUCAUUUGGCCUAAGAAUGAACUUGUCAGUACUAUAGAUGCAACAUUUCUUUCAAAGAUGGAUGUCUCCAAUAAAAGAUGAUUUAAUGCUGUACGUAUUUUUGACACAUUUUGAAGUGGAACGAUUAUGGUUCAAUCUGAUGCGCUCGAAUCUUCAAUCAAAACCGUGGAUAUGCUUUAUCUGAAACAAAAAAAAAUAUACAACUAUACCCGAUACAUUUUGCCAUGUUUGGAGCCAUAUGGCCACAGUGUAUACAUGCCAGAGUUGUGCAAUCAAAAAUGUGUUUUCCCUCAUUUGAUUUCCCUUCAAGGACAAGCCAGGCAAGAUGAUGCAUCCUGUAAAUUUCUCUGUGUUCCCACUAAUUCCCAUUCAAAGUGUCCAAAUUUUGUCAUGUGUGGGUUGAGAACAAAGCAUUUGUAUGUAUCAUUAUGAUUGUUGUUUGAAAGAGGAAAAAAAAGUAUUACAUUUUAGAGAAACGUCGAUAUAUAUGUGUAUGUAUAUACACAUAUUAGCUAAAAUAGGGAGGGCAAACAAUGACUUCUUUUUCUUACUGUAAACUUUUACUACUAUUGUACAUUAGGAAUUAGUUGUUCGAGUGGAUAUUAAUUCAGUUUCGUUGUUUUCUAAAUCAAGAGAAUAUUUUCUGUUGUCAAUGACGACGCAGCCCACUACACAGGAGAAGAGCCUGUGGAAACAUACACGUACCGUACACACUUUGUGCCACCACUUCCCGAGCCCCCCACCUGCCUUCUCUCAACCCAAUGCAUGUUCCCAAUGCGAGCCCAAGUGCAUCACUGAGGCGUGUUUAGUUUGGGUCGGUUUUCCCCCCCAAUGCGAGCCCAAACGCAUCACUGAGGCGUGUUUAGUUUGGGUCGUUUUUUGGGCGGGGGCUAAAUAAUGUGUAAACUGGACGAGACCACUUCACAAAAUUUGGAAAGGGAGGAAGACGAGUGAUGAAAUAAGCUAUGAAGAUGGUUCAACCACCUUUUUUUUUUCAACCCUUUCCCCCAAGUUGUAAAAUCAGAUUGCGAUGGCUUCUUACAGCGAUGAAUGAAUUAUUUUCGGGGAAUAAAAAGUACUUGCUGAUGAUUUUUAUUCAGAUUUGUCGCAUUUGUUAUGGACAGAUGGGUGUCUGUCCAGUGGUCUGCUCCAGUUUUACACAGCAACACAGCAGUACUUUAGUUUGAAAGUGUUGUCUCCUCGGUGCACAUACGUAUUGUCACUUGUAGUGGCCACCGUGUUGUGUCGUUGUUGUGCAGGUUACCUCUUUGUUGUUCAUCUGUUCAUGCUGAUGUGUUCGUUUUGGGGAUAUGUUGCGUACACAUUCCUGUUGUGAGUCUGCAGCAGUCAGCGUGUGUGUGUGUGUGUGUGUGUGCGUGUGCGUGUGCGUGUGCGUGUGCGUGUGUGUGUGUGUGUGUGUGUGUGUGUGUGUGUAGUCCAAACCCAGAGAGAUCGCUUCCUCCCUCACACUGGAUCCAAAUGUGCCAUUAUCAUUAUGCAUCACAUUUAUCAACACACACACACACACACAGAAUUACAUGAUGCAUAUUGUACAGGAUCAAAAGACAAAAAAUGUGCCAUGACUAAAUGAAACGCUUGACAAUUUAUUUUUUCUAUGUUUUCAAAAGGAGAGCCAAGUAGUGACAUGUACAGAAAAUGUUGCAAUGAUAUGAAAAUACAAAUCUUGCUGUGUGUAAAUUAUUCAUCAAUUAACUGUUUAUAUUAAAAUUAUUAAUAAAAUUAUUGGAGAAUGUC